AACUGAGAGAUAGAGUAUAAUACAGUAACUCUUUUGACGGAGAGUUAUACCUUAAGAAGGAAUGUGUGUACCUAAUUUACCGGGAUAUAUAUAUAUAUAUAACACAGGUGGCGGGAUUCAUGUAUGCAAACGCCUUCCCUGUUCUAGCGCCGAUCAAAUACCCUCUCUCGAGAAUUAAUCAAUUCCCUUCUAAGCUUCCCUUUCUGUCCAUAAUAUUAUACAUACAAUCGAGUCCAACUGGAUUUGUGUGGUUUUUGACGUUCAAUAGGUGAAGGACGUAGAGAGUGUUUGAAUAAUGGAGAAGAAAAGUGGUACGUUAGUAAAGAAGUCAAGUGAAAAGAGAACAAUAUAUCCGAUUGGAUCGGAACAGUAUACACUUUAUGAGGAGAUAGGGCAAGGUGUUAGCGCGUUGGUUCAUCGUGCUCUUUGUAUUCCUCUCAAUGAGAUCGUUGCCAUCAAAAUCCUUGAUUUCGAACGUGAUAAAUGUGAUCUGAGCUGUGUGUCACGGGAAGCACAAAUAAUGGUCCUAGUUGACCAUCCCAAUGUUCUAAAAUCACACUGCUCCUUUGUCUCUGAUUACAAUCUAUGGGUUGUCAUGCCUUACAUGGCUGGAGGUUCCUGUCUCCACAUACUGAAGGCUGCUUAUCCAGAUGGUUUUAAAGAGGUGGUUAUUGCGACAGUUUUACGUGAAACACUAAAGGGUCUGGAAUACCUUCAUGAUCAUGGCUAUAUUCAUCGGGAUGUCAAAGCUGGAAAUAUUCUCAUUGAUUCACAUGGUGGAAUAAAGUUGGGAGAUUUUGGCGUAUCAGCCUACUUGUUUGAUUCAGGUGACAGGCAGCGUCUGCGGAAUACAUUUGUUGGAACUCCUUGUUGGAUGGCACCGGAGGUCAUGGAGCAAUUGCAUGGUUACGAUUGCAAAGCUGAUAUUUGGUCUUUUGGCAUAACUGCUUUAGAGCUUGCUCAUGGACAUGCUCCUUUCUCAAGAUACCCUCCAAUGAAGGUGUUGCUAAUGACAUUGCAAAAUGACCCCCCACGCCUUGAUUCUGAGAGGGACAGGAAGUUCUCGAAGUCCUUUAGGCAAAUGAUUGCUAGUUGCCUGGUAAAAGAUCCUACAAAAAGGCCCUCAGCCAAAAAGUUGUUGAAGCAUCCUUUCUUUAAACAAGCUAGGUCCAAUGAUUAUAUAGCAAGAACAUUGUUGGAAGGCUUGCCAGCUCUUGGCGAUCGCAUGAAAGAAUUGAAGAGAAAAGAAGAAGACAUGCUAGCACAAAAGAAGAUACCAGAUGGGCAGAAAGAAGAAAUGUCACAGAAUGAAUAUAAACGUGGGAUUAGCGGCUGGAGCUUCAAUCUUGAAGAUUUGAAGGCACAGGCUUCCUUGAUUCCAGAUGAGGAAAUUAUUGGUGAGAAUGACCAAGGUGAUAGUACAAAUGCUCUGCCGGGGCUUGAGAACCAAGGAAACCGGCUUCAAUAUCAGUUAUCUUCUCUAACACUUCCAAAGCUUCAGCAUCAAUUCUCCUUUGGAAGUCAAAGUUCAGAUGCUACAGGAUUUGAUGAUAACAAUGCAUCUGCUCCUCCUUCACCUGCCGAGCGGACCAUGGCUUGUACCAGAGCUAAAUUUGAGAAGUCUGAUGAUGAUUUAAGCAUUGCUAGUUCGUUCCAUGAAGCUCAAAUUUCACAAAAUUCUUCUCCAUGCUAUGAGGAGAGGAAUUUACUAGGAAAAGGUGAACAAGGGACUCAUGCAGAAACAUUUGAGGGCAUGCCCAUAAAUUCUUGUCAAAGUUCAUCCCAAAACGUAUCCAGUUGCAAUGUGGCUUUUCCUCAAACAGCAAAUGAUUUGCCAGCUGAAGCAUCCAUUAAACAUUCAAGAACUUCAGCCGGUAGCAGUGAAGAUUUUGAGGAGAAGACUAAGUAUCAAGUUGUUCAGCAGAGGGGACGAUUUAAAGUUACCUCUGAGAAUGUUGAUGUGGAAAAGGUGACUCCAGAAAAUCUGGCUGCCACUCAACCAUUACCACCUGAUCCUACACCAGCAAAUCUUUCUUCCCAGUCCAUAUUUCCAAUGUUGCAAAACGCUUUACAGGCAACUAUUAUUGGAAGAGAGAGUAUUCUUAGUGCAAUGAGACAAGUGACCCGUGGUGACUCCACAGCUAACCUUGCAAUGGAUGCGGGAUGCAUUCCAUCAAAUUCAGCUGGAGUAGAGAAAUCACUGUUGGAGGCAGCUCUUGAGAGGGAGAAGGAUUUACAUCGUGAAAAUGCUGAUUUACGGUGGAGGCUCGAGCGCGCACAGGAAGAGCUUCAAAAAUAUAAAGCAGAAAAUAGAAGCUCGAAGUGACAUUUCUACAUCAAAGUGUAGAAGGAGAUAGCUGACUUUGUAAAUGAGAUAUCAUAGUUAAUUGUUCCUCCGUACAAUUAGUUUGUUUCUUGGAGGGGGUAAGUUGUUUUUUUUUCUUUUUUUCUUUUUCACUUUCCUUUUUCACUUGUUUCUGAUUGUUCUUGUUGUUCUAGGCUGAUUCGUGUACAUGCUGAAGUUUAGAGAAUAUAAUACUUAGUGAUAUUGAUUCAUAUAUUUAUUUACAACCUUAACAAGAAUUUGCUGUUUUUUUUUUGUUACACCAUAGGAAAGAUUGUAGUUGGGGGUGGUAGUCUUUGUAACUUAAAGUACUUUUUAAUAAAAAAGAAUUGAUGGAUCUGACUAUACUUGAAUACAUUGAAGUCCUCCAUUAGCACGUCAUUUUAGCUAUCUAUUUCAUAGCGUGUGAUGUUCUUAAAACCGAGUGGGACAUUGUUUCUUAUUAUCUAACCAUCCUUGGUU
Messenger RNA from Lycium barbarum (goji berry), 2806 nucleotides. RefSeq names its product serine/threonine-protein kinase BLUS1-like. The transcript is spliced from 19 exons. Gene Ontology annotation, biological process: protein phosphorylation. The coding region runs from base 296 to 2326 and encodes 676 amino acids. Gene Ontology annotation, molecular function: protein kinase activity; ATP binding; protein serine/threonine kinase activator activity. The record is from RefSeq and is a predicted model, not a curated record. Lineage: Eukaryota; Viridiplantae; Streptophyta; Magnoliopsida; Solanales; Solanaceae.